AUGCAUGUGUCAUCCCCCAAAAUCACUGCAUUCUAUCAGGUGACCUUGACCACAUCGACGAGACGCACACAGCGACCUGCCGCCUCGAGAGGAGACGCAUUGAUGGGGCCCGACCUAUGUGGUGCCUGCUUCCGGGAGUUGCUGGAAUUGGCACUGUGCAUCCAAAGUGCGCUGAUUGACAAGGCAUCUGACUUGGUGGAGCUUCGUUGGAGAUCUCACAGUCCUGCAGGUUCACCUGAUAUCUUGGAUCUGGUGAGGUGUAUAGUUGAAGAACCCUGGUCUGAAGGAUGUGAGACUUUGGCUGUGGUGUAUCUGGAGCAUCUCAUUGCGGGCUUCCGGCAGCAACAAGUUGCACAGUUCGCGGCGGCUGACGUGCGUGGCGCAUACGGGAUGCCAAGAAGCGACCGCUACGUAGCGGUAGCAGCACUGGGGAUUGUGGCAUUACAUGCCCUGGGGGCUGAGAACUGCUUGUUACCCUUGCGCGUUUGUCGUGGCGUUUGCACGGAUCCUUCUGUCCAGGAAGCGGCCAGACGUAAGCUGGAGGACCGGAGGGCCUUCCGAUUCCUCACCUUUUCUGGCCGAAAAGUUGUGGUCCGCGGCUUCAGAUGUGCCUGGUCAUGGCUCAAGCAACAGUCCCACGACAAGACCCGAGGAGAAGGGCUGCACCCGACAAGCGCGGCAUACUUCAAGACGGUGGGCCAGGGGCCAGAGAUGUAUGCCUUACUGGGCGAGCACGUCUACUACAAUGACCUGGGGAAAUGGCAUCAGUACCGCUCUGCCACAGUGAUAUCCUGGGAUGCUGUUGAAAACCCCAGUGGUUGA
This is a messenger RNA of Cladocopium goreaui, 822 nucleotides long. The record is from the annotation of a GenBank genome assembly. Lineage: Eukaryota; Dinophyceae; Suessiales; Symbiodiniaceae.